This is a messenger RNA of Solanum dulcamara, 1206 nucleotides long. RefSeq names its product nudix hydrolase 26, chloroplastic-like. Gene Ontology annotation, biological process: nucleoside phosphate metabolic process; ribose phosphate metabolic process. The record is from RefSeq and is a predicted model, not a curated record. Gene Ontology annotation, cellular component: chloroplast. Lineage: Eukaryota; Viridiplantae; Streptophyta; Magnoliopsida; Solanales; Solanaceae. The coding region runs from base 47 to 733 and encodes 228 amino acids. Gene Ontology annotation, molecular function: bis(5'-adenosyl)-pentaphosphatase activity; guanosine-3',5'-bis(diphosphate) 3'-diphosphatase activity. The transcript has 6 exons.
GAACAUACCCUUUAAUCUUUAAAAGUUGGUAGAAAAGUUUUGGCUUAUGUUAAUGGCUUUAUUUUGUCGAUCCAUCGUCUCUAACUUUCCACUUCCUCGUCUUCCAUUUCAGCUCAUCCCUCCCAACACCUCAAUUCCUUCCCUACACUGCCCUCCCAAAUCCCACCAAAUUACCGCUUUGCCACUCGUUCUACGCUGCAAAACAGCUUCCUUUGCUUCACUGCCGUCGCAGCCGGCAUCAACCAUGGAAAACCCACCUGAAGGUUAUAGAAGAAACGUCGGCAUUUGUCUAAUGAAUCCUUCUAAUAAAAAGAUUUUUGCUGCUUCAAGGCUUGAUAUACCUAGUGCUUGGCAAAUGCCGCAGGGUGGAGUUGAUGACAAUGAAGAUCCAACAAAUGCUGCCAUCAGGGAAUUAAGAGAGGAAACUGGGGUUACUUCAGCAGAAAUUGUUGCUGAGGUUCCCCACUGGGUAACGUAUGAUUUCCCUCCAGACGUUAGAGAAAAGCUAAGGCAUCAGUGGGGAUCUGACUGGAAAGGUCAAGCACAGAAGUGGUUCCUAUUUAAGUUCACUGGAAAGGAUGAAGAAAUCAACCUUCUGGGGGAUGGGACAGAGAAGGCCGAGUUUGGAGAAUGGUCAUGGAUAUCACCUGAGCAAGUUAUUGAGCUUGCAGUGGAUUUCAAGAAGCCCGUUUACAAGGAAGUUCUAUCUGUUUUCUCGCAACAUUUCCAGUAGUGAAACUGUGUCAUUUCUGAAGUGCAAAGUUCAAGAGGUUCGUUUAUCUAAAACCCUUUCUUUAUUAGAUAUCCACUAGUCCUCUGCCAUUCUCUUAGCAAAUUUGUAUAUAAAUCAUCAUUCUGUCUUCAUCAUCAAAGCUUGAACCACUCAAGCGCAAGACCUAUGAAUGCUGUAUCCCUUUGAUAUGAACAGUUUUUGCUAAGCUUUCUUUGUGUUUGCAGUAAUUUGAUUACAUGUUUGCACGACUUUUGGAGGAUUCAUAUAGCCGACUCAAAUUUGUUUGGGAUUGAGACGUUGUAGUUGUAGUCUCUCGUUCUUCCUUUUCUUCAAUUAACAGCCCAAUGAAAGACUGCUUCACUUGAUUCAGAAGAGUAGAUUUUGUAUUUGUCUCGUUGUAUAUUUUUAUGUUUCAAAAAGUUGGUGAUGCUUAACAGGUUAUAUUUACCAAAUUAAUGGCAGGAGGUUCAAUA